CACAAAUCCUGGCAGCUGAUUUGAGUUGUGGAGACGUGUACUUUCGGUGCCGAUUUAAACGUCUUGCUAGUUCAUUUGAAUUUCAGUUUACAAGAAUACAUAUCGUUAACGCUGUCGAGCGACUUUUUGUUUUCCUAAUGGCGACGGUAGAGGAACUGAAGCUGCGCGUGAGAGAGCUGGAAAAUGAACUAAUAAAGUGCAAGCAGAAGCAGUGUGCCAUGGAGGAUGCACUUCACAGACCGAAAAUAGACAAAAUGAGCGCUGAAGUUGUGGAUUCCAACCCUUACAGUCGUCUCAUGGCUUUAAAGAGAAUGGGUAUCGUGGAUGAUUAUGAGAAAAUCCGGACAUUUACAGUAGCUGUGGUUGGUGUUGGUGGAGUUGGCAGCGUGACAGCUGAAAUGCUCACUAGAUGUGGCAUUGGUAAGCUGCUCCUCUUCGACUAUGAUAAAGUAGAGCUGGCCAAUAUGAACCGACUAUUCUUCCAGCCUCACCAGGCUGGCCUUAGUAAAGUGGAAGCAGCAGAGCACACACUCAGAAACAUCAAUCCAGAUGUGUCAUUUGAGACCCACAAUUAUAAUAUUACCACCAUGGAAAAUUUCACACAUUUCAUGGAUCGCAUCAGUCAUGGCGGACUGGAAGAAGGGAUGCCAGUGGAUUUGGUCCUGAGCUGUGUGGACAAUUUUGAGGCCAGGAUGGCCAUUAAUACAGCGUGUAAUGAACUAGGUCAGAUCUGGAUGGAGUCUGGUGUCAGUGAGAAUGCUGUAUCAGGACACAUCCAGCUCAUCAUUCCUGGAGAGACGGCCUGCUUUGCUUGUGCUCCUCCCCUGGUGGUAGCAGCUAACAUUGAUGAGAAGACCCUGAAGAGGGAAGGUGUGUGUGCUGCCAGCUUACCAACAACCAUGGGUGUGGUCGCAGGCAUCCUGGUCCAAAAUGUCCUGAAGUAUCUGUUAAAGUUUGGUACGGUCAGUUAUUAUCUUGGCUACAACGCCAUGCAGGACUUCUUUCCCACCAUGGCCAUGAAAGCCAACCCCCAGUGUAAUGACCACCACUGCAGGAGACAGCAGGAAGAGUACAAGAAAAAAGAGGCAGAGCGACCCAAGGUGGAAGUUGUAGUGGAAGAGGAAGAGGUUGUACAUGAGGACAAUGAGUGGGGUAUUGAACUAGUAUCAGAGGUGACUGAUGCAGAGCUGCAGGCUGCAACAGGCAUUGUGCCUGACCUCCCAGAAGGCAUCACUGUGGCUUACACCAUUCCAGCUGAGGAUACAGCACAUGGGGAGACAGUGGAGGAGACCGAGCAGAGUCUAGAAGAGUUGAUGGCUCAGAUGAGAAAGAUGUAAGCAAGCAGUGACUUGAAGACACAUUUCUGCCAUUCAGAUAAAACAUGCCUUUUCUCACAUGUAUUUCCCAUUGCUUUCCUUGAUCAUGAACAAUCUAAUGAAGGCUGCUUAGGGACAAAAAAGCCAAAGCCAGUUAGUGACAACCCAGAAUUAAUUCCUUCUAACAGUUAAAGAAGGGGAAUACAUUAAAAGUGCUGCUGAUGGCAUUACUUAAGAGGACACAAAAAAAUGCAAAAACAGUGUAAUAUGUCAGUUUACUGAGAAGGUAUGGAACAGUCUCUCAUAUAAUAAAAAUACACCUAGGAUUACAUCACUGUUAGUGCAUUAACGUGUCUUAAUGUUUAUUUUCUACAGUUUUGGUCAGUGAAUGUAUGUGCCCCAUCAGUCACUCAGCUUAAAACAAAAAAACAUCUGCUACAACAGAACUCAUGAACAAUGCUUAAAUUGUCUCAAUAAAGUAUUUAUUGAUGGAAUAUAA
This is a messenger RNA of Lates calcarifer (barramundi perch), 1815 nucleotides long. It is a transcript of the gene uba5, whose product is annotated as ubiquitin-like modifier activating enzyme 5. The coding region runs from base 138 to 1337 and encodes 399 amino acids. The transcript is spliced from 12 exons. Gene Ontology annotation, molecular function: UFM1 activating enzyme activity. Gene Ontology annotation, biological process: protein ufmylation. NCBI's taxonomy places the organism in Eukaryota, Metazoa, Chordata, Actinopteri, Centropomidae. The record is from RefSeq and is a predicted model, not a curated record. Gene Ontology annotation, cellular component: cytoplasm; cytosol.